UUUAAAAGUAGUCCCUUCCUCGUUGAACCCAAAUUAAUAAAUUAGUUCCUUCUGAUAUAGAGAGAUCAAUAUGAAUAGAUAAUAAGCGAACAUGGAAGACUGAGUGCUUGGCAUGAAAGCAGAAAUCCAGCUUUUAUUAAUCAGCUCUCUUCACAAUGAGGAAUAAGCUGAAGAAGCGAAAUCAAGAAAGAAAAUCUUCCAACAGUCGUAAGAAAGAAAAAGCAGAAUAAAAGAAGUAAAAUAAUGGGAUCUAUUUCCUCAGACUACAUGAAGGGAAGACCCUACUCAAGUAUUCCUUUGGAAGAGGAAAACCGAGAACAUGAAGAGGAAGAUGAAGAGGAGGAAGAGGGGACAAGUUUGAUUAGAAAUAAAGUUGGAAAUGAUUAUUAUGCUGAUGUGUUGAAGGAAGAGAGUGAAGAGACUGAAUGUGUCACCGAGUUCAAGCCUAUAGCGCAUCCAAUGGAGCCGUUGGAAGAAGACCAGCCCACAAUGUUCCCAGAUCCCAUGCUUAAUUCAUCAAUACUAAGUGUCAGAGAGAUGACCAUGAUGCUUUCCUAUUUCAGCUGAGCUUAAGUCUUAUUCAGUUCACCAUCGCCCACAGUCUGUACAAGUUAAAUGAACUUAGCCCGCUAUUCUUUUUUUUUUUCUUUUUUGUGUCAUUUUCCA
Molecule: messenger RNA, 666 nt
Organism: Phalaenopsis equestris
Lineage: Eukaryota; Viridiplantae; Streptophyta; Magnoliopsida; Asparagales; Orchidaceae
Exons: 2
Coding region: 244-567 (107 amino acids)
Source: RefSeq, a predicted model, not a curated record